Messenger RNA from Myzus persicae (green peach aphid), 1897 nucleotides. RefSeq lists its product as uncharacterized. NCBI's taxonomy places the organism in Eukaryota, Metazoa, Arthropoda, Insecta, Hemiptera, Aphididae. The record is from RefSeq and is a predicted model, not a curated record. The coding region runs from base 206 to 838 and encodes 210 amino acids. Gene Ontology annotation, molecular function: sequence-specific DNA binding. The transcript is spliced from 5 exons.
AACCGCCACAGCGUUGCGGUCGCUGUCGAAAAUCGAAUUAAGUCAACGCAAAGACAUUUUGAGUUUUGACUGUUUAAUGUUUUAAACUUUAACUUUUCAGUUUUCGAGUUUUGAUAAUUUCGUUCUUGGUCUAUGCGUUAUUAUUAAUUUUAUUAUUUUCUAUAAAUUUGAGUGUUCGAUAUACAAUUACGUACUUUUAUUAAUAAUGCCUAAAAAUCAGUACCAGUGUUCAGUGCAGGGAUGUAAAGAAAAGUAUAUUAUGACACACCGGUUUCCAAAUCCUCGAUUACAUAAAGCUCGGCUAUUAGAUUGGAUAAGACUAGUUGGAUUAUCAAAUAUGAAUCCAGAAAUAGUGUACAACAAAAAAAGAAUUUGUCACUCUCAUUUUUCAGAUGACUGUUUUAGUCCUGGUACAAAGAGGCUUAAUGCUAAUGCUUAUCCUACCUUAUUUAUGCCUGUGUCUAGUAGUGAGGUUACAUAUUUUAUACAUGAUGUUCCAUCUGAGCACCAGACAUUACAACAACACAGCACACCGACUAACCAACAUUUCAAUUUGGAAACCUCCUGUAAUGGUGUUGAUAAUGUUUCAAGUAUUAAAGUGGCUGAUCCUCCAUCGCUUUGUAGUUCAGAUAAUCUUGAUGUAUCUGGAGUUGAAAUUUUGAAUUUGGAAAAUACUGAUACAGAAACUACAAUAAUUAUGGAUAAUGUCAUGAGUAAGUUAUUUGUUUCGAGUUGUAUGCAAGUAUUAUUGUUAUUUAAUUAUUCAUUUAUUUUAUUAUACUAUUAUAUUUAUUGCACCAAUAUUGGCUAUUCACUGCCUUGGCAUGUGAUGCUUUAAUGCUUUGAUUAUUUUUUUUGCUUAUAAAAUAGGUUCUAGUAGUGUAGCUGGAAGCUCAAAAGUUAGUAAAGCUGCUCAAAAAAAUGCAAAUAAUCAAUCUGGUAUUUUUGCUUAUUCGUUUAGUAUAAUAUUUAGGGCACGAAAUUUAAUAGUGUACCUACCAAUUUUUUACAUUAUUAUAAAACUUUCUUGCCUUAAUAAUAAGUAAUAAUAUUACAUCUAUAAACUUUAACUAAUGUAAUCAAUUUUAACUUUAGGUCUGUUAAAAAAAGUAGGAUUUAGUCGUUGCAAACAACUAACGCCUAAUUGCAGAAAAUUUUAUGGUAUUACCAACAAAUUAAUAAAGCAACUUAAAAAACAAGGAGCCAAAAAACAAUUAUUUAAGCAGAAAUUAAAGGCAGCAGAGCGUAAGUCUGAAAAGUAUCUUAAUGAUAACUUUUCGGAGAAAAUGACAACCGCCGCUUCGUUAUUUACUAAAUUGCAAUUAAGAGAAACCAAAAAAAAAAAUAAAGGUCGAAGAUUCACUUUAGACGAAAAAAUAAUGAGUUUAUCUUUGUAUAAGCGGAGCCCAAAAUGCUAUCGUAUGUUGUCCAUCAUGUUUACUCUGCCAAGCCCUAAAACAUUACAAAAUGUUUUAAGCAGUGUGUCGAUAACUACUGGAGUCAGUCCAAUAGUUAUGAAAGUGCUUAAAGAAAAAUCUGAAAAGUUGAAACCACUUGAAAGAUUUUGUUCAUUGAUGUUCGAUGAAGUGUGUCUAAGCAGUGGUUUACAUUACAACAAAGCGACAGAUCAAAUUGAUGGGUUUGUUGACAGUGCAUCUAACAGAAAUCAAGAGUAUGCUGAUCAUGCACUGGUGUUUAUGAUCCGUGGCAUAAAAAAAAAAUUUAAACAACCAGUAGCAUAUACUUUUUGUCAAGGUGCUACAAAACAUGAAAAAUUGGCAAGUUUAUUGAAAGAAGUAAGAAUAAAAUUAAUUAUGAAAUUCGAUACAUAAAUGUGGGAUUAUCUGUAUCUUAUUUGGUAUUAUAUCUCUUAUCAUAAGUUGUUAGUCAGUGUGAA